Molecule: messenger RNA, 7162 nt
Organism: Porites evermanni
Lineage: Eukaryota; Metazoa; Cnidaria; Anthozoa; Scleractinia; Poritidae
Source: the annotation of a GenBank genome assembly
AUGAAGAGUCUUUUCACCAGAAUUGACUCCCCUAAUCAUACAGCUGUCUCUUCUGCCCAGGUAUUAAAUUUAUUCAUUUAUUUUUAUUGUCAUUGCUAAUAAUUUUUUUUUCAAAUUGAUCCCUUGGAACCAUCUUUCACAGAUUCCGUAUUCUGUUUCUGUGAUUCCAUUUCGGGAUUCCGGAUUCUGUGUUUUAGUGCUGCCCUUUAAAAUUGGCUGUUUAGCAUAUGUACUUUUUCCUUCUGCGCAUGUGUUUGCUGUUCUCUGGAGAAUGAGACUUCCACUCUUAUCUAUUACAAUAGGGCUUUAGUUACAUUAUCCUUUAUUCAAGUAACCUUAAAAUCUUUUUCCAGGUUCAUGAGAAGGAAAAGGAUUUUGAAUCUUUGUUUGUACAUGUAUUCCACAGAAAUACUACCCUCCAGAUUUCGAUGCAUCUAAGAUCCCUAAGCUUGGACUUUCACGAGAUCGUCAGUAUGUGGUGCGACUCAUGGCCCCUUUUAACAUGAGGUUGGUUGUGAAAUUGAGGCAAUAGCUAGGUGAAGUAGAUGCCAAUGGAUAACUUUCACAAACUUCAAGUAUAAAGAUUAUUAUUAUUAUUAUUAUUAUAGUAGUUUCGAUCCUGCACCAAAGAUCUUACUCAUCUCAACAUCUAGCUCCUUGGACCAACCAACCCCCCCCCCCCCCCACAAAAAAAAACCCACACCAAAAAUCCCGACACCCAACCAAUAAUCGACCUACACUUUUAUAGGGCUCCCACGCGCUGACGAUUGACUUUUUGUGUUUCCUUUUUCUGCCUAAAUAGCUAGGUGAAGUAGAUGCCAAAGGAUAACUUUCACAAACUUCAAGUAUAAAGAUUAUUAUUAUUUUUAUUAUUAUAGUAGUUUCGCACCUGCACCAAAGAUCUUCCUCAUCCCAACAUCUAGCCCCUUGGACCAACCCCCCCCCCCCCCCCCCAAAAAAAAGCAAUGUCCAUGAUGAAGUUCAGCUGCAAGAUCUUGUAGCCUGGGUAAUGUUUGGUAAGCUCCCACUGCAGUGGUUGGUACUUCUCUUUCUUCUCAGAAUCGGCUUCCUCGCACGAUUGUCCUACCAUGGACAGCUCAUUUCCACAGCCAACACCCCAGAAUUGCAUUAUCCAUUGAUUCAGUUUUUAAUAAUUUCUAAUAUUUUUAGGUGUACCACCUGUGGAGAAUACAUAUAUAAAGGAAAGAAAUUCAAUGCUAGGAAGGUGGGUAGUAACAGGGUUAACGUCAUCCUCAUCAGUAUCAUCAUCAUCUUUCCACUGUCAUUGUGAUAUGCUGUAGACACCACACAGUUUUGUCGCAGGGUCUUAGUUCCCAUAUUUGCUCUUUCAAGUUUCUCUCCCUGGCCCCAGUACCUCAUGAUGAGAUUGUGUUGGGAUAGUUGAGGGAUCUACAGUGUACCUCAGUCUAUUACACUUUAGUAAAAUCCCACUAGUGGUCUAUUAUCAAUUCUGUGCUUUGAUUGGUUGAGCUGCUACCAGGCUAUAUGUUAUAGCCCACUCAUAAAGAAAAGCGCCGGCUUUGAAAACCAAGACAAUGGCAGCUGAAUUGCGUUUUGCUAACUUAAGUUGGUUUUUCUCGAUAUUUUUGACCGACUAGUUGGAUUUUACUAAAUCAAUUAUUCCUCUCGCCCUCAUGGUCUCUGAGUCAAUAGCUCAUUCGGGCUCUAGGAAUAAUUGAUAAGUAUUUUGAGCCUACAUAGUAUCCUCCAGAAGAAUGCCCCAAGGCGAUUAACAUAUACAGGUUGAUAAGUGCUUGAUCAUAUAAUUUAUGGUAUGUGUACAUUGGAAAGGAUUCUUAAGUGGAUGAAGGCACUCCUUUCUGACUCAAUGUUCUACUCUAGCAACCCCUGGCCCAGUGGCCCCUGGUGCCUAACUUUUGCUCUCAUACAACUAGAAAAUCCAAUUUCUGUCAACAACAAUAACAAUAAAACAACAAUAACACUGUUUGAUCUAAUCAUCACUGACUGUUAUCUUGGAAAAACUUUACCACUAUUUUGAUACCAGCUCUUUUAGUGCACCUGCUCGUUAAAAGCCUUCAGUAACCUUACAAACACACAAUUUGUUUCCUUUGAUUGGCUAAACUUAAUAAAUUCCUACAGUCACCAAGACGGUAUAAACCUUUAAAAUAAUUAAUUCCAGAUGGCCACUGUUGAAAUUGUAUACUUAUUGGACACCAAUAAAAUUUCAACUGCAUAAUUUUCAUACCUAUAAACAAUUAAUUAUCAGCAAUAACAUAGUAAACACACACACUGUAGUUGAGAUAUUAUACAAGAUUAUCUUGCUUCUUUUUAUUUAUCAAUUUGUUACCCCUACCCUGAAUGCUAUUAUUUUCUUUGUUUCAUAACAGGAAACUGUACAAAAUGAAACAUACCUUGGCCUUCUAAGAUUCAGAUUUUACAUCAGAUGCCCUAGAUGUGUAUCAGAGAUAACAUUCAAGGUAUAAUGAGAUAAAGCCUGCGCGGGUUACUUUCUUGGUGGCAGAGCCGCCAUGUGAAGCUGAGCAGGAUUUUUGACUUGUACCCUCUCUUCUUGUGGCUCUGCUGCAAAAACAAUACUGCACUUCUGCGCAAAUCCCGUCAGCUAUGCAAUCUAAAUGAGUUAGUGCAAAUCAUUCUACCUACCCAGCAGUUUCAUUCCCACCCAGCCUUCACAUAUGAUUCUAAGAGUUGUCUGAGCUGUGAGCUGCUUGUAAAAUUUUAGUUUUUUUCUUUGACAGAAUUACUAAAAAUUACUAGAUAUAAUAAAAAAUUCGUCCAGCUCUUCUUGGAGUGGAGGACAGUUUCUUGAAACUUGACUCUAACUUAUGGACCGGAGUCAGUGAACAAAAUUCUACCUUUACAUGUAUAUACUAGCCAUGCUUUUAAAUAGUGUACUGGUUUCCCCUCUGACAGUUAGGAUUCUUAACAUAGUUACAAUGCAUGUUUCAUUAUUGUGCUAUAAUACUGCCGAGGUUAAAUAAAGUAAAUAAAUUUCCUAUUGCAAAAAAACAAUCAAUAAUAACAGAGUGCGACUGAAGUGACAGCAUUUGAGAAAAAGAACACAACAACUUAACAAUAGACCUGGCAUGUGAUGCAUCAAUCAAGUUACCCUUCGUUGAUGUCAGCACAUUUUCUCCACAAUGUACUUCGUCAAUAUUUAUUUACUGUAGUGGUACUUAUGGUAAUGAAAAUAAGUUCAUGUAAGACAAACCUUUGAUGGUUGUUUCUUUCACUUGCUCCCUAAGAACCAUAAUAUCAAUUCAAAGAAACAUUAAUUGCCAACCAUUGUUAAGACUUCAUAGGUAAAUUUGAAGUAGUCUGUCUUCUUAUCCUGGGCUAAUGAUAAGUCUUCCCUUCAUAGACUGAUCCCGAGAACACUGAUUAUGUUUGUGAAAAUGGAGCAACAAGGAACUUUCAAGCACAGAAAUUAAUGGAAGAUGAAGAGAACAGAAAACAGAAAGAAGAAGAAGAGGAAGAACAAAAUAAUCCCAUGAAGGUACCGUAACAACAGCACUGUUCAAAGAAGAGCUGUAGCAGGGAACAGUUCCACAUAACUGCGACCAAGUUAGCUGUAUUACUGCAGUUUGCUCGACGUAUUCAUGUAACAUUAUUUUGCUUGUGAGAUACAUCUACGUAAACAAUAAAUUUCGAAUUGCACACCUUAAUACAAACAUGGCAUUUUGAUCAAAUCAGUUUAGUUGAUCUUAGUUAACUCCAGAGUUGCAUGUUAAGCCUGUUUUUUAUUUUUUAUUUUUUUAUUUUUUAGUGAUUUGUAUCUGGUAUUUAACAUAUUUUUUUACAGUGUCCCCCAUUAGCUUAUAGCUAAAUACGUAAACACUUAAAUAUUUAGUUUUCAUUCAUUCAUUUAUUCAGUAAGCUGUUUUCCAGGCGAAAUACUGCAAGGACUCCAAGCUUGUGCCUUUGCUUCCAUCACACAUGAAAACCAGCCUUAAAGUAGCUUUGAGUUCAAAGAAGCAGUUAGCUGGGAAUUAUUAAUAGUAAUAAUAAAAUGACAAGCAUUUUAACUAAACCAAGAUCAAGACAACAGAUUUAACUUAUUGCCUGGGACUUAUGUUCCUGUGAAUAAAAAAAUGAUUUAAACUGAGCAAACUCUGUUGUAACAAUAUUUUCUUCUUUGCUUUCGUCAAUUUAGGCUCUUGAAAAGAGGACAAAAGAAUCCAAACAGGAGAUGGAUAUUUUAGAGAAAUUAGAGGAACUGAGAGAUCUAAACACCAGACUGGCUAAUGGUUUGUAACCUCAAGGAGGCUUGGGUAGUCCUUAACCCUUUAAGCCCCGAUGUCCACUUACAAAUUCUCCUAACUGAUCUCCAUACAUUUCCUUUAAGAAUUAGUUGAGAGAAUUUGAUAAAAGAUCAAAGAUUUUUCUCUUUAAGAUCAUUUUAUUAAUUCUUGUAGACUUUGCUCUUGACAAUCUAUGGAUAUCGUUGGGAGAAAAUUGAUUUUGGACACUAUUGGGGCAUAAAGGGUUAAGGGUACAUCACUGGGGGAGAGAUGUCAGCUGAAAGUUAACCUGAGCAAGACUAAACUCUGAGAAAUGCCAAAAUGAUGAAAUGAUGACAACAGCCCCCCUCCCCCGAAAAAUCCUAAUCUUCGAGUUUUUCGUUGUAAGAAAAAGUGCUCUUCUUCAUCUCUGAUAUUUCCCUGCCUCAUCCCCGAUUGCUCCCCAAUUGCUCACGACCACUUUUGGGGGGACAUUUGAGUUAAUUAUGAAAGAAAGCAGGGGCAAAAGGAGCUGCCCGCCCUCUGCACUCAUUCUCGUCAUCCCCCUCUCACACUUCUCGCUUGACUUCCGCCUCACAUGGGAAGCCUGUGGAGGAGAGAGUAUAUUUCCUUUUUUGGGGGGGUGGGGGGAGGGGGGGUUGGAGUCCCCCUACACCCCCUAGAGAAAGCAGUGUCCCAUUAUAAAGUGCUAUUGACUACCUUUUAGUAUCUGAUCAUGUUUACUUAGUGGAGGAUGCUUUUUUAAGGCACAAAUCAAAAGGCGGAAGAUUGCUUUAGUUUAUGUCAGCAAUAUUCUAACCUAUAUAAAAGUGAACAUGAUCUUCACAGUAGAAUGAACAACCUAAACAGUCAAAAAAGAACCUGAAAAAUUCCAGGCUUGACUAGGCAUUGAACUCUGACCAAGCGCAACCCUCUAUCCAUGGAGCUAACACAACCAACUGUAGCCUGCAUACGCCUGCCACGCAGGCUAAACCAACUGGAGAACAAGCCAUUGUGAGUUCAUAAUAUACACGAUGGUGGAAAUGACAUGAAUUGAAAUAUAUGAAAUGAAUCAUGUUUUGAACUGCGGAUAGAGAUAUAACAAAUGUGAACAUGAUCUUCGCAGUACUAUGAACAGCCUAAGCCACUGAAAAGAAAAAAAACUGAAAAAAUUCAGGCUUGACCUAAAUUAACUAUAAAUUAACACACCAUGGCUGAAUAAUAAUGCAUAUUGAGAGAAAAGAUAUCUAUGUUAGUUUUUGAGGUCACUGCAUGGAGACCACAAAUCCAAACGUUAUAUUUUUUUUGUUGAUAGAAGACUGUCCCAGGUGGCUUGCAUUGUAUGAUAAGGGAUUUGAUGCCUGACAUAAUGUGCUGCUGAUUUUGGUUUGUUGUUGUAGUUGAUUAUGACACCCUUCUGGAGUUAAAUGCUAAAGCAGAAGAGGAACUGCGAGCCAGAGAAGCAGAAGAAGAUGAACAGGAAGUACAGUAAGCUCUCCCUUUGGAUUAUUUGUUAACAGUAUGCUUAUGUUGCAGUUCCUUUGACCAUGCUUAAUAAUGGUAAUUGAACUAAGUGGAGUGCAAUUUGGUCUGAAAUCAUACGCGUGAUUUCAAAAUCGAACGAGCGCGCAGCGCGAGUUUGAUUUGAAAUCACAAGUAUGAUUUCAGACCAAAAUUGCACGACACGAAGUUCAAUUACCACUUUAUUACAUCCAUUUUGAAAUCGCAGAAUUUAGUCAGUACUAAUAUUUUAUUGAUCGAGUAGCCGGUUUGUCAAAAAGCCAAAACAAAAAGGCUUUUACAUCUCAUUUUGUAUUCGAAACAGAAAUGAUGCAAUAUAUAGAACAAAAAUGGUGCGAUUUAAAACAGAAAUGAUGCGAUUUAGAACAUGAAUGACGCGAUUUGGAACAGAUGCGAUUUAGCGCAAAAAAUGGUGCGAUUUAGGAAUAAAUCACACUGCUGAGAACCAAUCAGAUUGCACGGAUAGCCAGUGAUUUCAAAGUGGAUGUAAUAAAGAUUAUAAUCAUUUGAUUUUGUGGUCUCAUUGGCUGGAUUGAAGGUGCUUUAAUUUUUAAACUGCCCAAUGCAUACUGACAAUGUAAUUGAUCAGCUAGCGGAGGCUCCGAUUUUAAUUUUAACUUUUUAUUACAGCAGUUAAAUACUAUACUUGAACUAUAUUUUACUUUCAAACAUACUGCUAAAGGACAGAUUUGCAAACAUACAUUAAUUAUGCAAACAACUGCAACAUACAUCUAUAUACCAUGUAUUCUCUUUUUAGGAGUGUUAUUUUUACUUAAUAUUAGGACAUAUUUUGGUGCCCAGAGGAUAGAGAAAAGAUUAAGUGACAGUAGUGAUAAUGAUGAAGAUGAAGGAGACAAACUAACAUCCCGAGUCAGUAAACCAACAAGAAGAAAAGCCACAGAUAUUCUGGCGGAGGUAAGCAUUGAAUCCAGGACUACUUUCAAAGAAUUCUACUAGGUAGUGGUUAGAGCAGGACUUGAGCAUGGCAUUUAAUUGUACUGCCCAGCCAUCCUGCCUCCCUAAUGCAAAAGAGGCUGUUUAAAAGAAGAGUAAAUCAACGUCCUGACCAUUAAAAUCUAAAGUUGGAACGUUUGUUAUUUUGUCAUUCGUUUUAGGAUGCAGACAGUCAACCAUCCCAGAAGAAACAAAAGACAUCAAGCAGCGUUAGUAUUGGAAAACUUCAAAACAAGACACAACUAGCAUCAUUAGUUAAAGUUAACAAGGACAAAAACAGUGGACAAAAGUCUGCUGUAAAAGCAGCUAUAAAAGCGGGCACUUCAUCAACUGGAUCAAAAGAAAAUUUAACAGAUUCAAAGAAGGAAGCUGGCAGUUCAAACAGCAAAUCAGAUCCCAGCUCAAGUGGACUAGGCUCAUUGGGCAUGCUGGGAGAUUAUAGCAGCAGUGAGGAUUCUGAUGAAUAG